Molecule: messenger RNA, 1335 nt
Organism: Abrus precatorius (Indian licorice)
Lineage: Eukaryota; Viridiplantae; Streptophyta; Magnoliopsida; Fabales; Fabaceae
Exons: 6
Coding region: 1-1335 (444 amino acids)
Source: RefSeq, a predicted model, not a curated record
AUGAACAACAUCACUUUCCAGCAGAGAACUGAGGCUAGUAUUAAGACUUUGGAGAAUCAAAUGGGACAAUUAGCCUCCUCUUUGAACCAGAUGCAAUCUCAAGGCUUAGGGAACCUCUUUACACAAAUAGUUGUAAAUCCCAAAAAUGUAAGUGCAAUCACCCUGAGAUCUGGAAAAGUGAUGCAAGAGCCCACCAUGCCUAAGGAGAAAGAAGACUCAAGCUGUACUUCAGCUAUAGUUGGUCAAAAUGGAGAGGAAAAGGCUAAAAAACAACCAGAACCUAUACCUGCUCAACCAAAGGUGGCAGAAAAUGUUGAAAGGAGGCGUCUUAAGGGUAAUGAAAAGAUAAUCAUGGGUAGGAAUGUUUCUGCACUUUUUGAGAACCAAAGCCCCUCUUUGUGUAUGCACAUAAUACUUUUGAAGGAGGGUGUCAAACCAGUAAGGCAGCCUCAGAGGAGGGUGAAUCCUAUCAUCUUAGAAGUGGUGAAGAAAGAGGUCACCGAGUUACUACAAGCUGGGAUCAUCUACCCUAUCUCAGACAUCACUUGGAUACUGGAGAGGUUGGCUGAGAUCAAGGAUAGAAAUAGAACUCAAAAUCUGGUAGCUAACCACCUGAGCAAGAUAGAGGGAGUUCUUGACCCUAUUCCUCUUUUAGAUGAUUUUCCUAAUGAACAACUCUUAGAGUUGUAUACUUCACAGGCACCCUGGUACGCUGACAUUGUUAAUUUUCUUGUUGUAGGGGCCUUUUCAGCAGAUGCACCAAGAGCUAAAAAAGAAAAGAUAAGGAGUGAUGCCAAACACUACCUUUGGGAUUACCCUUAUUUUUGGAAAUUCUACAGUGACCAAGUUAUUAGAAGGUGCAUACCUGAUGAGGAGAUUCCAUCCAUACUACAGUUCUGCCAUGCCUCAGCCAUGGAAGGUCACCAAGGAGCUCAGAGGACAACAAGGAAAGUGCUAGAUGCAGGACUGUACUGGCCUUCAAUUUUCAAGGACUCAUGGCAAGCAUAUUCCACCUCUGGAGAACAGAGGAAGUUGCAGCUGCAAGAGUUGGGGGAGCUGCGUCUUAAGGCCUAUGAGAACUCCAAAAUUUACAAAGAAAAGACCAAGAGGUACCAUGACAAAAUGAUCUCAAGGAAAGAAUUCUACAUUGGUCAAAAGGUCCUCUUGUUCAAUUCUCGUUUGAAACUCAUGCCUGGAAAGCUCAAAUCAAAGUGGCUUAGACCCUUCAUAGUUACAAAGGUAUUUUCCCAUGGUGUAGUGGAGAUCAUAAGUGACUCAACUAGCAAAAGCUUUAUGGUGAAUGGACACCGCUUGAAGCCAUACUUGCAAAACUAA